Messenger RNA from Botrytis deweyae, 1681 nucleotides. RefSeq lists its product as uncharacterized. Bases 1 to 1392 code for a protein of 463 amino acids. The record is from RefSeq and is a predicted model, not a curated record. NCBI's taxonomy places the organism in Eukaryota, Fungi, Ascomycota, Leotiomycetes, Helotiales, Sclerotiniaceae. The transcript is spliced from 3 exons.
AUGACAAUUCGGCCUCCAUUCGGCCAUCGCAUGCGUGACACCCAUUUUCAAUUCUCUUCCAGCUACACACCUUUAAACCACGGUUCCUUUGGCGCGUACCCACGUCCUAUCCAACAAGCUCAAGAUGCAUUUCAAAAGCAAUGUACUGAAAGACCCAGUACAUUCUACGUCUAUGAUCUUCCAGAACUCGUUGAUAAAUCACGAGAAGCCGUUGCACCUCUUCUAGGUGCUGAUCCGAAGGAAGUGGUUCUAAUCCCGAAUGCAACGACGGGGGUGAAUACUGUAUUGAGGAAUCUGAAAUGGGAGGAGGGAGAUAUGAUUGUUUAUUUUAGCACGAUUUAUGAUGCGUGUGAGAAGACAGUUGAAAGUGUGAGAGAGAUGUUAGGAGUAGAAGUAGCGACGCAUUGUCAGGUAUUGGAGUUUCCGAUUGAUGAGGAGAGUGAAUUAGGAGAAUUCAGAGAGUUUGUAGAGCUGGUAAAAGGGAUGGGCACAAAAGUUAAGUUGGCUAUAUUUGAUACGGUCCUGACAUUCCCCGGUGUUCGGAUGCCUUGGGAGAAGCUAGUACGGAUAUGUAAAGAACUAGGUGUCUUGAGUUUAAUUGAUGGUGCUCACGGUAUUGGACACAUCGAUCUUACACACCUUGGUUCAGUCAGUCCCGACUUUUUCGUCAGUAACUGUCAUAAAUGGCUCUAUACACCUCGCUCGUGCGCAGUUUUUUAUGUACCCCUCCGCAACCAACAUCUCAUCCGCACCUCCCUUCCUACAUCCCACGGCUACCGCAAAAGUUCCGAGAAUGACUCUCUGGAAGAUAUCAAUAACUAUUUCGUCUCCAUGUUCAACUUUGUAGCAACAAUUGACUACACACCAUACCUUUGCAUCCCCGCUGCAAUAUCCUUCCGGAAUAACGUUUGCGGCGGCGAAGCGUCAAUUCGUCAAUAUUGCUUUGAUCUCGCUAAAACAGGCGGUAACUUAUGCGCUUCAACCCUGAAUACGCACACUCUCCCCAUCUUGCCCGGAAGACAAACGUGUUUUACUAACAUCAAGCUACCAAUACCCUUUUUGUGUAAGAGCAAUGACGAGUCCCAUACAACACCCGAGACAACAGCAUUCAAACCCGCUGAUGCAGAAAAGAUCAAAGUAUGGCUCAACAAAACCGCAGUCAAAGAAUUUGAUACCUAUUUGCAAAUAGGAUGGCAUGCGAAUGUACUAUGGGUUAGAUUGAGCGCGCAGAUAUAUCUUGAAUUGAGAGAUUUCGAGUGGGUAGGGGAGAAGUUAAGAGGGUUGUGUGAAAGAGUUAACGAGGGGGAAGUGGAAGGAACAAAGAGAGUGGAUGUAACGGGGGCUCCAGAGGCUCAGGACUCGUUCAUUUGUGGUAGCGCUUGUGAUGAUUAACUUGAGGUUUCGGUUGUGGAUAAUUUGCCCAAGCGAAUAAAACGACUGGACGCUGAUUCUGCUGGUGGAGGAAUAAUGAGCCACAACCAGUUUUACCAAAUUUGAGAGAUGUGAACAAUGGGAUAUCAACGUGAGAAGAUUGAAUGUGGCGCGUCGCUUUUGUUUAAGUAAGUUACAUGUGGCAUAUGGCGUUAAUGAGAGGGAUUCAAGGACAUGAUUUUCUAUAUCUUGGAGAAGAGGCAACCUUACAUAGACUAUGAUCAACAAUUGAAUUUCUACUUUCCUAUUU